ACCAUCCAGUCAUCCACUCCAAUUCGGCCAAGUGGCCGCUUUGCCAUCUCAAGAUAAGCCCCUCCUCUCCUACCACCAUCUCCUCCUCUUCUUCCUACACAGCAUCCGCCGCGGCAAAUCAAGAAAGAAUCUUGCUGGUGUUUGAGUUCGACAAAGGAAGAAGCGCACAGAGCGAGCGAGCGUGCUGACUGCUGAGAAGAGAAGAGAUCGAGUACGGCCAUGGCUCUGGCACCCGCAUCUCUCCAGUGCUUCCUCACGGGCAGACCGGUGUGCUCGGCGACGCUGCCCAAGCUCGCGAGGAGGCCGUCGAGGAUCUCGUGCAAGGCGGCCGGCGAUGAGAAGGUCCCGUUGGGAGGGGAUGGUCUUGGGGUGAAGCUCGGGAAGCUGGCGAUGGUCACGCUGGCCGCCGGCGUGCUGGCGCUCGGGCCCGUCGACGGCGCCAUGGCGGCCAAGUCCGGCGGCAGGGUCGGCGGGCAGGCGUUCCGGUCAGCGCCACGGUCGUCCGGCCCUCGGAUAAACAACUCCAGGACGAACAUCUACGUCAACCCGCCGGUGGCGCCGCCGCUGGGCGGGUACGGCUACGGCGGCUACGGCAGCCCGUUCUUCGGCGGCUACGGGUGGUCGCCGUUCACCUUCUUCGCGCCCGGCCCGAGCGUCGCCGUCGGUGUCGGCGGCGGCUUCGACACGCUCGUCCUCUUCUUGGUGCUGGGCGCCGUCGUCGGAGCCAUCAGGCGGUUUCUCAACAGGAACAAUGAUGAUUACGACGACUAUUGAUUAUUACUAUACUACCUACUAGUAGUAACGUAACGAAUCUCAUGCUUAAUCUUCAUCUGUAGUAUGGCGAGAUCCUUUUCUUGUUGAUUUCCAGGAAUAGAAUAUGCUGCUGCACAAGGGAAUUGUACGUAUGAUUUUGCUUAAUGCAAUCAGAGUAGCAAAGAAUUGUAACCCCGCUCCACGACGCGGCGCCUGUAGUGGUUUUUUUAUUGUAGAAAAAUAGGAAUCCAGUGCCAUAAUUGUUGCU
Setaria italica (foxtail millet) is the source of this 1021-nucleotide messenger RNA. RefSeq lists its product as uncharacterized. The transcript is spliced from 2 exons. The record is from RefSeq and is a predicted model, not a curated record. Lineage: Eukaryota; Viridiplantae; Streptophyta; Magnoliopsida; Poales; Poaceae. The coding region runs from base 220 to 774 and encodes 184 amino acids.